Messenger RNA from Lepisosteus oculatus (spotted gar), 4240 nucleotides. RefSeq lists its product as uncharacterized. The record is from RefSeq and is a predicted model, not a curated record. NCBI's taxonomy places the organism in Eukaryota, Metazoa, Chordata, Actinopteri, Semionotiformes, Lepisosteidae.
GGCGAUUGAACCAGAAACUACAAAUCAAAACGAUCCCCGAAUGACACGGCCAGUCGAGGUGGCUAGACCGAUAUGACCAGUCAGCCCUGCCCACGCCUGAAAUUCGCCUACCUCGCCAUCACUAACCCCCACAGCCCUGCAACAGACUGGAUCCACGUCCAGAGGGUGCACCUACAGCAGAACAGUGAGGUCGCUCCUCUGUGAGAUCUUUCGCGUCGUGCGUUUAGCAGGGGAGCGGCUUGUGCAGGCGGAGGCUGUGUAUGUGUGUGUGUGGAGGGGGGUGAUAAAAGCAGUGUUGUAAACGUCCUUAAAAACUCUAAGGAGCCAAUCGCCUGCCACUCGAGGCGUGUCUGCCAGCCUGCUGCUCGAGAAGAGGGCGAGCAAAACCAAGUCUCAUUUCAGCGCUCGCAGCCAGACUGAACUACUGUAGGACCGAGCAGCCAGGCAGCAGGGAGCCGGACAACAAGCCGCUUGCGCGACCCAGAGCGGGACCCGGGACUCCGUUUACCACUCUGCUGCACCGAUCCUUCUGUGAAAUCCCGGAAUUGAGGCAAAAAGAAGCGCUGGGAGUUAUACGAAGAACUUCUCGGCACAUUCAGAGCGUCCUCAAACCGGUCGCUGUGUGUUGCGGUCUACAGUGACCGGCACACUCCACUAGGCGCCGGCCGACACACGUGGCACUUCUCGCUGCUGUAAAUCCGUUGCUUUGGGGCUCAGCAGCUCAGGGAAGAGGGUGAGAGAGGAAACAUCUCUUACCACUGCCCCCUCCCUCUGUAUCUCUCACACACGCUCCCUAGCUCUCUCCCGCAGUUAUUUAUAGCUCAAAGGGCCUUUGACAACUAAGGCUACUACAUCUUUCAUCCCGGGAAACGGGGAACGAAAAAAAAAAACGCAACAACAACAAAAGGCAAGCGUGUUGCCCAGGACAUUAAAACUUGCAAAGACAUUAAAAAAGCCCAACACACAGUUAUGUGGAGAACAACGAGCGUCGCGACCUGCGCUCUGGCGCUGCUGCUGCUGCUGGUCGACGCACCUCAGUCGAGAGGUCAAAACAUCGCUGCACAAUCCCCCAUCUCCACCACCCCUGAAGCCUCCACCAGGGUAACUGAGGCUGUGUCAGAAAGCACCAGCUCAGCUGUGCCCCACAGCCCCAACAGCACCAACAACAACCCGGCCACCAACAGCACCAACGACAACCCGGCCACUUCUAAAGCCACCGUCGCCGUGGUAACCACACCCGGCACCACGAUGACGCACAGCGUGACGACAAGCAACGGGAGCUUCCCAGCGGACCCCACGACCAGCAACACCCUCAGCAAUGUGACCCAGAGCGAGUCCACAACGCAUCCUCCUGCCGUGGGGAACACUGAGGACACUGCUGUCACUGAGCCGGCGCAGAACUCCACAGCAAACAGCACCAUGAGCCCCACUCAGGAACCCACAGCCACGCCGGCUUCCUCAAACAGCUCUGGAUUGGCUCCUCCACAAGAGGUCACGACUUCCAGGCAGAGGACCACAGGAUCUCCUGAGCCACAGGGCACAUCCCCGGACACCUCCCCGCCUCCUCACAGCACGGAGACGGCCGCUGCUCCUGCCUCCACCCCACCCGCACCUCCUACCGCUGCCCCCACAUCCCCGCCGCGCCCCCCAUCCACCGCCGCGCCCCCAGACGUCCCGGAAACCACUGCCCCGCCGAAACCUGCCGCCACCCCCUCUUCCUCCUCCGCGGAGCUCAACGUGGGCGACGACAGCAGUCAGCCUGUGUCCACCCCACCCCUGGACCCCCUGCUGGCCGGGCUGGUGUCCGUCUUCAUCAUCACCGCGGUCGUCGUCUCCCUCCUCCUCUUCCUCAAGUUCCGGCAGCGGAGAGAUCGGCCCGAAUUCCGCAGGCUGCAAGACCUGCCCAUGGACGACAUGAUGGAGGACACCCCUCUCUCCAUGUACACCUACUGAUGUGGGCUGCCUAUGUAGCCUUGAACCAGAGUGCCCAGAGCUGCCUCCACGAUCUUCACCACAGCCAGCCUGUCCCUGCUUCUUCCCUUUAAAUGACUGUCAUUCUGUUGUUUUACGUCUAUUUUUCGAAAAAACGAGACCUUCUGUUCUGGGGGGUCACCGGUUUGGCUGAGACGAUACGGGUGUGCAGCGCUUUUACAAUCUUUUUAAAAAUACCUCGAAGCGAGAAUCGGAACCUUUUUGAGAUUCAGUUUCGGGACGCCUCCUAUUGACAGGGUUCAUUUGCACCUACCUGAUUUUUGGCCAGCAAGGUGCUUGGGAUAUGGGGUCAAAGACGCUCCCAGGUCCCUGAAACUAUCCAGCCCCUCCCCCACCAACAUACACAACCCCCGUGAUUGAUCCCAGCCGCAUCCGCUGAUUUUGGGUGCACUGCUGCCCCCUGGUGGAGUGUACGUGUACUGUUUUCCGCUUUUGUUUUGCCGUUUUCCAAAACCACACAGGUCAUACAGGGCCGUGCUGCGCAGGCAGCGUUGGGGUAGGGAGGUGUAGGGAUGGGUGCUGUCUCUGUCUGCCUGUCUCCCAGUCUUGGAAUCACCCUCCCUACAUGCUGUUCAGUCAGCGAAUCUUCCUUUUAAUACCAUUGACUGCUGCUGGAUGUUGCCAGUUGUGAGCUUUCUGGAACUUCUGCUGCAUGGUUCAGAGCCACCUAAAUCUGGUCUGUUUGGCGCUGGGUAGCCAAUCCACAGCAGGGAGCAAUCCGACAGGAGAAGGGAAUUGUGAGUUAAGGGGAAGACCCUUGUAAAAGCAGUGAGCUCUGCUCAGAAGGUCUGGAGAGGAGGCCAGAGAGGAGGGAACAAGAAGAGAACAGUCCCUCUUAGCAAAGAUUUCUGUACUUGCAAACACAGGGCUUUUUCCUCUCAAUUCUGUCUGGAGUCACCUCUUGCUAAUUGGCAUAUUUCAUUAUGACAAGCCCAAUGCCAAUUACUGAAUUCCCUUGCUUCAGAGGUGGAGCUGCAGCGCUCACUCAGUGCGCUGAUCUCUGCCCUGGUGGAAUGAAGCCCAUAACAAUAAUCAUGUCAUCUCAUUUAUAAGCCAUAGAAAUUCUAAAAGCAAAAAUCCUUACAGAAAGUUUCCAAAAUGUCCAUGCUGUAAUACUGUGGAUUUAACGGUGCACAGGCAGUGACAAGACUGCUUGGGGAAUUUGAAAGAUUUUUAACUUUUGUGUAAUAAAAAAAGUCAUCUUGUCGCAGCUACAGGGAAGAGGGAGUGAUGUGCCCACAGAGGGACUUGAGAACUGGUUAUUGCCUUCGGUGGCACUGCCUGCUGGUUUUUAUCAUGCCUCCAGUUUCCAAAGACAGUGUAGUUAAUCCAUGUGUGUUUCUCUGUGCGCUUGUGAGGUUUUUUUUGCAUGCAAAGUGUUUGUGUGUGUGAGAACGGGCUUUCCAGUCUCCUCCUAUCCCUGUGUAACCUGACUAGACGAGCCGUUCCCAGGGAAUACUGUGCAGGAAGGGAGAGGGGCGCUGUGCCACUCCAGGAGGUCGGGAUCUCCCGGCUGAAGAACCCGGGUUUUCUGCAGAGCCUGUUUAAAACAGGAAGUGCCCCGCCCCAGCCCCCGCCCUGAUGCAAGAGCAGGGGAGGCCACACAGCUUCAUGAGGGAGAGCAAAGGUUCUUUAACAAGCAGGACCUGUUAAAUCUGAAGAUCAGGUUUUUGUUUCAGAUAUAUCCUGUACUUGCAAAAUCUCUUGACUUCCAUCAGACGUUUGCAAUAACGGCAGAGAUAAAAUGUCUCUUUUAAAGGCUCUCUUUCAGAGCAUAUUAGUUCUAACAGCAGUAGAAUUACCCUUGGAUUAAGCAGGUUUUGGGAGGGCAGGUCACAUACUUGUUGUAUAUAGUUAGUAGAUGCACUGUGCUCGUCUCCAUCAUUGCUUAACUAGUGCCUUUCCCAAGGGAGAAACAUACAUUAGUGCACAUAUUAAGCACAGCUUGAGAGCCAUUCUUUCUUCAUGCUUUUACCAUGCUGUUACCUGUUUGUGAAUGAGUUUACCAUUGUGCUUCCUCAAGGCCAUUGCCAACGCUGUUGCACUUUACUGUCCAUUCUUGAGCUAGUCUGUACUGCUUUGUUAUUUAGAGACUAUGAGUUGAUGGCGACAGAAUUGAGUAGUAGAUUGUGAUGCCCUGCGCUGAGCGAUUGUUUCCGGACAACAAAACUCCACCUACUAUAAGAAGUGACUCUGCCCAGGUUGGAAGAGCAUCUUGUUGUACAUUAAAGUGAGAUGGAGUAUUAAA